GCGUUCGUACAAAUCACGAGUCUGUUGUUUCUUCUCUCCCGCUUUCAUUCUUAUAGUCACACUCUUCAUAGAAUACCCCAAGCCAACCCCUCAAAGAUGGCGACGUUUUGCUUUCUGAUGGAGCAACCUUUGCCAUGGGAUUCUUCAGCCCCAGCAACAAUUCUAGAAACCGAUAUGUUGGAAUAUGGUUUAACAAACUCUCUAAAUACACCGUUGUGUGGGUAGCCAAUAGAGAAAAUCCUCUGAAUGAUACUUCUGGAGUUUUGUCUAUCAAUAACCAUUGAAACAUGGUUCUUGUUCUCAACAACAUUAAUUCAAAACUCAACAACCCUCUUUGGUCUUCCGAUGUUUUGAUCAAAACUCACAAUAAUGACACCUUUGCUCAGCUUCUCGACACAGGAAAUCUAGUUUUACUUGAAAUGGAGGAAAGAAUCAGAAAGUUCUAUGGCAGAGUUUCGAUUAUGGCAGUGGCACAAUUCUUCCAUUUAUGAAAAUUGGGUUUGAUCGAAAAACUGGUUUCAAUAGGGUCAUUACAUCAUGGAGAUCCCAUGAUGAUCCUAGUAUUGGGAACAUGAGCUUCAGCAUCGACCCACCAGGCUAUCCUCAACUGUUCACAUAUGAAAACGGAGCUCCAUUUUGGCGAUGGGGAUCUUGGACGGGUCAAAGAUGGAGUGGGAUACCACAUAUGACACCCAAUUUUGUGUUCAACAUUAGUUAUGUUGAUGAUGCUAAUCAAGUUUCCAUAACAGUUAGUGUCCUAGACCCUUCAGUGUUCUUCAGAAUGGUGAUGGACAACACUGGUCACUUUUCACGAACAAUUUGGCAAGCUAAAGAGCAAAGAUGGCUUGAAAUUUGGUCUGGUCCAACAGAUGACUGUGACAACUACAGAAAGUGUGGAUCAAACAGCAUCUGUGAUGUGUAUAAUAAUAAAAACAGCACAUUCGAGUGUGUAUGUUUGCCAGGAUUUGAACCCAGGAACUCGCGAGAGUGGUCUGAUGGGAACGGAUCGGGUGGGUGUGUGAGGAAGAAGAAUGUGUCCACGUGUCAAAACGGCGAGGGGUUUGUGAAGUUAGCACCUGUGAAGGUUCCAGAUACGUCAAAGGCACGUGCGGAUAAGAGUAAGAGCUUGAGCUUGGAAGGGUGUGAAGAGAAGUGCCUAAGGGAUUGUUCGUGUGUAGCUUACACAAGUGCCAACGAGGUCAAGCAAAGUGGGUGCAUAACAUGGUAUGCUGAUAUGGAAGAUAUCAGGACAUUCAACAAUGUGGGACAAGAAUUGUACGUACGUGUGGAUGCGACUGAACUAGCUAAAUAUGAAAAAAGGCCUUAUGGCUUACUUGGCAAGAGGGGGAUUGUGACACUUAUAGUUGUUUCUCCCUGCCUAACAAUGUUCAUGGUCAUCUCUCUUGUGUUUUGUUUGGCAAAGAACAAGGAACAAGCACAAACAAGAAUUAAGGAACAUUUGCUUGAUGGAGAAAACAGUGAAGAUUUACCUUUAUUUGAUCUGAGUGACAUAGUUGAAGCAACAAACAAUUUCUCGGAUGCUAACAAGCUUGGGCAAGGGGGUUUUGGUUCUGUUCAUAAGGGUCUACUUGGUUGUGGAACAACAAUAGCAGUGAAGAGGUUGUUAAAGUAUUCUGGACAAGGUGUUGAAGAGUUCAAAAAUGAGAUCGUUCUGAUUGCAAAGCUCCAACAUAGAAAUCCUGUCAGGAUCUUAGGAUGUUGCAUCCAAGGAGAAGAGAAGAUGUUGAUCUAUGAAUAUUUACCAAACAAAAGCUUAGACUCUUUCAUUUUCGUGGUUACAUGUCACCUGAAUAUGCAAUGGAAGGAUUGUUUUCAAUAAAGUCAAAUGUAUAUAGCUUUGGGGUUUUACUUCUUGAGAUUGUUACAAGCAGAAAGAAUAGUGGUCAUUAUGAUGACAUCCCUUCUACUUUGGUUGGACAUAUUUGGGAUCUUUGGAGAGAAAGAAGAGCUAUGAAGAUUGUAGAUCCAUCAUUAAAUAAUGAGCCAUGCCAUGAACAUGAAUUUCUAAAAUGCAUCCAGAUCGGACUGUUAUGCGUACAAGAACAUGCAUCAGAUAGGCCAACUAUGUUAGAAGUUGUUUCCAUGUUGGACAAUGACUCAGCUCUUCCUCCCCCUAAACAACCAGCUUUUGUUGUCAAGAGAACUACUUGUGAUCAUUCAAAUCCAUCAAUUGGUCAAGAAGUUUAUUCAAUAAAUGGAAUGAGCACAACUGCGAUUGAAGCUUGUUGAUGUCAAGUUCUUAGAACAUAUAUGGUACUUGCAUGUUCUUAUAUGGUGUUGCCACUUUCGAAGUGAGUGCUUCUAAUGAGACUUUUCAACGCCUGUGAAUGAUAAUGAAGCAUAUAUCUUUUACUAUUAUUAAUUCAUGAAGUAAA
Molecule: messenger RNA, 2396 nt
Organism: Prosopis cineraria
Lineage: Eukaryota; Viridiplantae; Streptophyta; Magnoliopsida; Fabales; Fabaceae
Product: G-type lectin S-receptor-like serine/threonine-protein kinase At1g11410
Exons: 6
Coding region: 488-1840 (450 amino acids)
Biological process (GO): recognition of pollen; protein phosphorylation
Molecular function (GO): protein kinase activity; ATP binding
Source: RefSeq, a predicted model, not a curated record